Molecule: messenger RNA, 426 nt
Organism: Dermatophagoides pteronyssinus (European house dust mite)
Lineage: Eukaryota; Metazoa; Arthropoda; Arachnida; Sarcoptiformes; Pyroglyphidae
Product: protein FMC1 homolog
Cellular component (GO): mitochondrion
Source: RefSeq, a predicted model, not a curated record
UGGUUGAUUGACCUUUGUUAAUUUUGUUUUUGUUUGUGUUCGAAUCGUGUAAUCAUGGCAUCAAGUAAUCAAUUAAAUGAAACAUUAUUUUUGGUUCGAUCAAUUUGUCGAACACUUCGUCGACAGAUGAAGGGAAAAGUAAGCGAAUCACCAAUGUUUGAAGUAAUUCGGCAAACAGUUCGACAAAAUAAAAUAACUGAUCAACGUAUUUGUCGUGCACCAAAUGAAUUACGUUAUUUGGGACAAUCAUAUCGUACUUAUUUAGAUUCAGGUGAAAAAUAUCGUCAAUUACUGGCAAAAUAUUAUGGAAAAUCUGAACGUAGUGUUGAUGAAACAGCUAAAAUGAUGGGUUUUAAAUUACCGGAAAGAUUUAAUCAUUGAUUCAAUCAUCAUGAUCACAUAGUCAUUGUUAAAUCAAAUCAGGAA